UUAUGAAAAAAGUUCAUCUCGAUCCCUCGCAUUCUCAUCUACGCUCCUCGGCGGCGAGGCCACGCAUCGAGAUCGCUUCCGCCGCGCUGCGAUGCCCUCGUAUCCUUCAUGGCUUCACCCGCUCUCCCCCGUACUCCUUCUCGCCAUUCCUUUCCUCCUUGCCAUCCUCAUCCUCUCCCCCUCCAUCCCCUUCUCCAAUCGCGCUCUUCUCACCUCCCCGAGGUUCUUCUCGAGGGUGAGAUCGUCGGAGGAGAUCUGGAGUGUCACGAGGGUCGUUGAGUGGAAGCCGUGUCAUUGGUGGACGGAUCGGCCUCUGACUGCUCUGCCGCCCAAGACCAAUGGAUUCAUCCGGGUUGACUGCUACGGUGGCCUCAAUCAGAUGAGACGUGAUCUGUGUGAUGGCAUAGGAAUUGCUCGACUCUUGAAUGCGACACUUGUCUUACCGAAAUUUGAGGUUGCUGCUUAUUGGAACGAAUCAAGUGGUUUUGCAGAUGUGUUUGAUGUGGACUUCUUUAUUGAGCGGACGAAAGGUUUUGUAGAUAUAGUGAAAGAGUUACCAGAGGAGAUUGCAGGAAAAGAACCAUUUAGAGUGGAUUGCAGCAAACGCAUGGGGUCAUUUGAUUAUGCUGAGGUUGUUCUCCCUGAGUUACUGAAGCACCAGUUUAUCUCCAUCACACCGGCAAUGAGCCAGAGGAGAGAUAGGUAUCCUUUAUAUGCCAAGGCUGCUCUCUGUCAAGCUUGUUACAAUUCUCUGCGGCUGAACAAGGCCUUGGAAAAGAAAGGUUUUGAGCUUCUCAGUGCUAUACCCAAACCCUUCCUAUCCCUACACCUCAGAUUUGAACCAGACAUGGUAGCUUAUACUCAGUGUGAGUAUGAUGCUCUUUCUCCAUCAUCUUUGAAGGCCAUUGAAGCUGCUCGUGGAGAUAGGAAACCAUGGACAGGUGAUGCUGCUCGUCUCUGGAGGGAACGUGGGAAGUGUCCUCUGACACCAAAUGAGACGGCAUUUAUUCUUCAAGCUCUUGCUAUCCCCACAAACACCACCAUCUAUCUAGCGGCUGGAGAUGGUAUUUUAGAACUCGAAGGCUUUACAUCAGUCUAUACGAAUGUCCAUACAAAAUCUUCUCUCCUCAGUGCUGAUGAUUUUGUUGCAAUGCAUGGAAACACAAAAGCUGUAUUGGACUACUAUAUAUCUAUAAACAGUGAGGCUUACAUUGCCACCCAUUUUGGAAACAUGGACAAGAUGGUAUCUGCAAUGAGAGCAUUGAACGGUAUGUACAAAACUCUUGUUUUGAGCCGUAAGGCUUUCGCGAGCAGCACUUCAAAGGGAUUGGUAGGGAAGGAAUUGGCAUCCGCAUUGUGGGAGGCUCACAAAGAAGAUUUUGUGAUGGGGAGGGGAACAGCAUUGCCUGAUUGUUUUUGUGAGAUUGGAAUGUGAAUUUUCUUUUAUUCUGAGUAGCUGUGUUUUUGUCCAACUUAACCGUUUCAUGCGCCUCACAAACUACGGAAUUGUUUUCUGUCAUCUAUGAAAGUGUAGAGAAGGCUUCAUGCCAGCCAUGAGCCAGCCUUACUGACCCUAUACGUUGAAGAACACUAAGUUUCUUAAUUUUUAUUUCCGUUUUUUGAA
This is a messenger RNA of Dioscorea cayenensis subsp. rotundata (Guinea yam), 1624 nucleotides long. RefSeq names its product O-fucosyltransferase 13. The record is from RefSeq and is a predicted model, not a curated record. Gene Ontology annotation, cellular component: cytoplasm. The transcript has 6 exons. Lineage: Eukaryota; Viridiplantae; Streptophyta; Magnoliopsida; Dioscoreales; Dioscoreaceae. The coding region runs from base 92 to 1435 and encodes 447 amino acids.